This is a messenger RNA of Neocloeon triangulifer, 804 nucleotides long. It is a transcript of the gene RpL15, whose product is annotated as large ribosomal subunit protein eL15. The transcript has 5 exons. The record is from RefSeq and is a predicted model, not a curated record. Lineage: Eukaryota; Metazoa; Arthropoda; Insecta; Ephemeroptera; Baetidae. Gene Ontology annotation, biological process: cytoplasmic translation. Gene Ontology annotation, molecular function: RNA binding; structural constituent of ribosome. The coding region runs from base 136 to 750 and encodes 204 amino acids. Gene Ontology annotation, cellular component: ribosome; cytosolic large ribosomal subunit.
UCAGUUUUGAGAUAUUCUUCAAAUUUGCCGCCAUCACCUCUCCCCUCUUAUUAUGAGGCACGCCCACAGCCCUCCCCUACUUUUAUUCUUCUGUAGGAUUCUAUUCGCCCGGCUUGGUUUCUCAAAACUUAAGCCAUGGGGGCGUACAAAUAUAUGCAAGAGUUGUCCCGCAAGAAGCAGAGCGAUGUUAUGCGCUUCUUGCUCCGCAUUAGGUGUUGGCAGUAUCGUCAGCUCACAAAAAUGCACCGUGCACCCCGACCAACCCGCCCUGACAAGGCCCGUAGAUUGGGUUACAAGGCCAAGCAAGGUUUUGUCAUCUUCAGAAUUCGCAUCCGCCGUGGUGGACGCAAGCGCCCCGUUCCCAAGGGCUGCACCUAUGGCAAGCCCAAGAGCCACGGCGUCAACCAGUUGAAGCCUACCCGUAACCUCCAGGCCAUGGCUGAGGAGCGUGUUGGACGCAGGUGUGGUGGUCUUAGAGUGCUGAACUCGUACUGGGUUGCUCAGGAUUCCACUUACAAAUAUUUCGAGGUCAUCUUGCUUGACCCCAGCCACAAGGCCAUCCGUAGGGAUCCUAAAGUCAACUGGAUUUGUGGAGCUGUGCACAAGCACAGAGAAAUGCGAGGCAAGACAAGUGCUGGACGCAAGUCCAGAGGACUGGGCAAGGGACAUCGUUACACUCAGACCAUUGGAGGUUCAAGGCGCGCCUGCUGGCUGCGACGCAACUCGCUGCAGCUCCGUCGCAAGCGAUAAACUUUUUAUGUUGCGACUUCCAAUUUUCAUUAAUAAAUAUCUGUAAUGAUUCAA